Messenger RNA from Caenorhabditis briggsae, 1119 nucleotides. It is a transcript of the gene Cbr-twk-48, whose product is annotated as Protein CBR-TWK-48. The coding region runs from base 1 to 1119 and encodes 372 amino acids. The transcript is spliced from 9 exons. Gene Ontology annotation, biological process: stabilization of membrane potential; potassium ion transmembrane transport. The record is from RefSeq and is a predicted model, not a curated record. Gene Ontology annotation, molecular function: potassium ion leak channel activity. Lineage: Eukaryota; Metazoa; Nematoda; Chromadorea; Rhabditida; Rhabditidae. Gene Ontology annotation, cellular component: membrane.
AUGGGUCGUCGACAUAGAAGAUCAAAAGUGACUCGUGUCGUGAAUCUUGUCAAGAAAAUCAUCGCAUUCUUCUUCUCACACAUUGGAUUGUGUGCUCUUGUUGUUGGAUAUGCUCUUCUUGGAGCAGUCAUUUUCAAGGCAGUUGAAGGUCCGCAUGAAGCAGAGAUCCAAGCCCAAGUGAAAGCAGCUCGCGAGAGAGCUGUGGAUGUAGUUUGGAAUGCAACAUUCCGAGUGAAUCGAUUGGAUUCAAAACAGUGGAAAAAUACUGUAUUAGAUGAGGUAAAAGUUUUCAAAACAGUUUGCAUGCAAUCAAUUCGAAAAGGUUAUGAUGGAAAGGAAUACGGUAAACAGGCUCAAUGGACAUUCACUGGUGCCUUCCUCUACAGUCUUACUGUCAUCACAACUAUUGGAUAUGGAAACACUGCAGCGAAAACUUAUAUUGGGAAGACGUUGACUAUGCUUUACGCCAUAAUUGGUAUCCCACUCAUGCUUCUUUUUCUGACCAACAUUGGAGAUGUGAUGGCAAAAAUAUUCAGGUUUCUCUACGCUCAGUCUAUACGUCUAAAGUUCCGACUCAUUCUCUGGCAUAAAAAGAGGAAAGCGGCAAAAAUCAGAAGAGCAAACAGUUUGGUUUCUCGAUUGACAAGAGGGCAUCGUGUCAAAACUGAUUCAUCAGUUGACUCUUUCGGAUUGGGUGCUGGUGCAGAUGUUGAAGAUUUGUUAACUGCUCGAGUGGAGAUGGAACAGUUAGAGGUCCGAGAAACAGCGGCUGCUCAGCUGGAAAGUGUGACUGUUCCAAUUUCAUUGGUCGUUUUCACAAUGCUUGGAUAUUUGGGAGUUGGAACAACUAUUUUCAAAGUUUGGGAAGGAUGGACAUUCUUGGAGAGCUUCUAUUUCUGUUUCAUUUCACUCACAACCAUUGGAUUCGGAGACAAGUUCCCAAGCACAUCUGUCAGUAAUACGGAUGAAGCACAGGAGAAGUUAGUGAUAACCAGUAUCUAUCUACUAUUUGGAAUGGCUCUCCUCGCCAUGUGCUUCAAUUUGGCUCAAGAAGAAGUUCAGAACAAAACUAGAUGGAUUGCAGACAAAUUCAGAUCUAAAGAUGAUGAUGAUGACUAA